Molecule: messenger RNA, 1143 nt
Organism: Eimeria necatrix
Lineage: Eukaryota; Apicomplexa; Conoidasida; Eucoccidiorida; Eimeriidae
Exons: 2
Coding region: 1-1143 (380 amino acids)
Source: RefSeq, a predicted model, not a curated record
AUGGGUAUAGUGCCUGGCGAUUUAGAUAUGUUAAAGCUGAUGUACCCCAACUUUGCUGCUGCUGCAGCAGGAGACCCUCCGCAGCGAGGGGCCCCCGUUGCUGCUUUUGAUGCAUUUUGCUUCGACAGAAAGACGCUGCUGCUGCCUCCCCCCUACAGCUGCUGCUGCAGCAGCAGCAGCAGCAGCAGCAGCUGCUGCUGCUGCUGCUGGGAUCGGAUCCCCGUGCGAAAACUCUCCAACACCUACCGCGAGACCCACGACUUCCAGGAGAGGGGGGGGCCCCCCGAAGAGGGUACAGCGGGUUUGGGGGCCCCCCAAAAGAAGUAUAGAGACCCCACCGCUCUCUUCUACACAGUCCCUUCGGCUGACCAGCCAUACCCCUCGGGGGCCCCAGGGGGCCCCCCAGGGGCCCCCUGGGGGCCCCCUGGGGCCUCUAGGGGGCCCGCUGGGGCCCCCUGGGGGACCCCUGGGGCCUCCUGGGGGCCCCCUGGGGGCCCCUCGGGGCCCCCGACAGAAAUGCCAAAUGGGCGGCCUCCUGCACCAGUGCCCCCUUACCUUGUGGACUCCAGUGAGGGUUGGGGGCCCCCACCCACUAGCACUUUAGGGGCCCCCACGGGGGCCCCCACAGGGGCCCUCAAGGGGGCCCCCACGGGGGCCCCCAUGGGGGCCCCCGUGAAGGCCCCCCAGCGCGUGCGCUUCGCCGAGAGCAGCAGCAGCGCCGGGACCUACGGGGAGAACUCUUGGGGGGCCCCCAGUGGGGGCCCCACCGUGGGGGCCCCCUCUGCAGCGCCUUGGGGGGCCCCCUGGGGGCCCCCCCCUGCGGGGGGGCCCCCCCUAAGACCCUCUUUGAAGCCCCGCCGCAUAACAGCCCCAUUUGUGUGCCGCGCCCACAAUGGCCGGCAUUUGCAUUUGAUAGAUUUGGAUGCCUUUGAGGACUCUAGCCUGUGUGUGGGCCGGGGGGCCCCCCUGGGGGGCCCCCAGGGGGCCCCCCUGGGGGCCCCCCUGGGGGGCCCCCCGGGGGCCCCCAGAGGCCGCGGGUACCUAAGAGGGGUCCACUUGCCGGGCUGCAGCAGCACCCCUUUGCGCCUGCGGCGCUGCGGGUGGAACGAAGCAGAAAUUGUGGCGGAGGCUGCAGCCCCCUAG